Messenger RNA from Abrus precatorius (Indian licorice), 3257 nucleotides. RefSeq lists its product as uncharacterized. Gene Ontology annotation, molecular function: protein kinase binding. The transcript has 5 exons. The coding region runs from base 722 to 2719 and encodes 665 amino acids. Lineage: Eukaryota; Viridiplantae; Streptophyta; Magnoliopsida; Fabales; Fabaceae. Gene Ontology annotation, cellular component: cytoplasm. The record is from RefSeq and is a predicted model, not a curated record.
AGGGACCUCAUUACAGAACACUCAUAGCUUCACGCACCGUGUAAGUUGCUCGUUUCGCUUUCAUUGUUUUUUUCAGAACAAAUUCUAACUUCUAAGCAUUUUAAUAAUAAUAUCCUAACUCCAUAAACAACACACACAACACUACCUUAACCUCUCCAAUUUCACACUUGUUUCAUUUCUCUCACACAUACACAACACAACUGUUAUCCUUUGAGAAUUAUCACCAAGCACAACAGUUCUCAGGCCUCAAUUAUCAAAAAAUUCCUUUUUUUGACCGUAGAUGUCCCCUCUAUACGUGUGGGGCAGUGUCUGCGUUACAAUUACGAGGUGGUUUCUUUUGGGUUAGGUCUAUUUUGAGAGACACAAAUACAUGGAGCUUUGAAGAGCUGUGGCGUAGGUGCAUACAACAACUCUGGCCAACUCUUUAGCCAUAUCUUCACCAACAGUAGAAGGUGUUGAUCCUUGCUUCUCUGGCUUGCGGUUUUGUUUGGACAGCCUCUUUUCUCUUGUUCUGCUCCUUCCCAUCGAUUAUGGCUAACUUCUGAGUUCACUCUUGUCCAAUGUGAUUUUCCCUACUCUCAAACAAUCUCUUUUAUUGAUAUACUAUCACUUAGUCAAGAUGUGAGUGCCUAUAGGAUUGUGUAUACAACUAGUGCAAAGGUUGAAAGCGCGAAGAAGAUUGAAUAAAAAGGAUUCACAAGAACAAGAUUUAUCUUCUGCCAUGGCCAUGUGUAGGUGUUUCUCUAUUUUGGUUGGAAGGAAGGAGAAAAACAAGGGUACUGAACGAUCUUCAACAGUGGGCCUUAAAACUCGACUUGAUCAACCACAGCAUCCAAAGGUUUCAUCAGAUAGUCGUGAUUUGAACCCAGGCACCCUUGAUAUUAAAGUGCCCUGUGGUGUACAGAAGAAUUCAAGGUUCAAUGCGAGGGUUAUGAGUCAUGAGAGUCCUGUGAAGGCUGAAGUAGAGGAAGCUUAUGAAGGGGAAGAUGAGCAUGAAGAGUCACCCUCCAUCAAGAGGGAGCUCUCUGACCUUGAUCUCCAAGCCCACGAAGCUGCUGCAAGCAAAGGAGGAUAUGAUCCAACAGAUAAAGAGAUAAAAUACCCCACUUUAUAUGAAAACAAGGCCAACAUUCAAUUGGAAGAGAAAGACAACAAACACAGCAAAGAAUGUGUUGAUAUAAUCCAAAGUGGACAUGUCAGUGAUCCUGGUAUUGGCAAGGCUGAUUUUUGGGCUUCUCCAAAGCUCAAGCGAUCAUGCUCUAACCUGGAAAGAAGGGAUUUACUCAGGAAGACUUCUCAUUACUUUCCAUCUUCCAAGUCACAGUCCUUUGAGGAUUUGCAGGAAUUAUCUGCAUAUCAGAUGGUUAACCUAGAAAGCCCCAGGUCUGUGAUGACUCACUUCAGUGCUGAUAGAGUGAUGCUGAGAAGGUAUUCAUCAAGUCAAGUUCUCCCUUCUGGUAGUAAAAGAUUGUGGUGGAAGUUGUUCCUCUGGAGCCACAGGAAUAUACAUAGAUCUCGGUUAAGCAAAUCAACACAAAUAUAUCCUGCAAUUGCUGCUGUAAAUAGUCAAUGCGGGUACUCUUCAGACACCCUUGAACCAAAACAAGGCAAGGCAUUGAAACAUGUGGAAUCACCCUCACCUGGGUCAUCUUUUGGGGAAUACUUUCACAAAAGCUGUGAUGACAAAAACACAGAUAAGAGCAGAUUUCAGAAAGAAAAUUUUGGUUUUUGGCCACAAAACCAAUGGGUAGCUUUCUCAACGGAAUCAUCCUUUAGCAGAGUGGAUGAGUGGGUGAAAGAUCUCGAAAUUCUGCAGCCACCGCCCGAGGAUGAUUUUGGUGAUGACAAUGUUGGAAGCAUUGCCUUCCCACCUUCUCCUGUUGCUAAUAGAUCAAUGACUAGAAGCACAGCUCAAUUAGUUCGACACCCUGAUGCCAAUCUUUCAAAGGACAUAUUGAAUGCCAAUAGUGUGGUGCAGUCUCUGAACCCAGCCUCAACUGCAGCUCAUAUAUCGGGUAUUGGUGUAAAAGCCAUCCCUGCUCUUCAACACUUCAACAGUCUCCGCUCUGUGAAUUUGUCAAGCAAUCUCAUAGUUUACAUCACACCUGGUUUGCUCCCAAAGGGUAUUCAUACACUGAAUUUGUCAAGAAACAAAAUCAGCACCAUUGAGGGCCUUAGAGAAUUAACCCGCUUGCGUGUACUUGACUUGAGUUAUAAUCGCAUUUCAAGAAUUGGACAAGGGUUAUCAAAUUGUACCUUAAUCAAAGAGCUAUAUCUUGCGGGAAACAAGAUAAGUGAUGUGGAGGGGCUACACAGGUUAUUGAAGCUAGCAGUUCUGGACUUAAGCUUCAACAAGAUCACAACAACAAAAGCGUUAGGCCAGCUAGUGGCCAACUACAACUCACUUCAGGCCCUGAAUCUUCUUGGAAAUGCAAUUCAAAGCAACAUCAGUGAUGACCAGCUACGCAAAGCAGCUUGUGGUCUGCUUCCAAAGCUUGUGUACCUGAACAAGCAAUCCAUCAAGCCUCAAAGAGCACGAGAAAUACUCACUGAUAGUGUUGCUAAGGCUGCACUUGGGAACAGUGGGCGGAGCUCCUUCAAAAGAGCACCGAAAAAAGGUGGCCAAGGAGGGUCAAGUUCCUCCAGUGUACAUAGAAGCAGUGCUAGUGUUGCCCAGAAAAGUAGUAACAGGUCAAGGAGCCGAACUAAACAUCAUUAGUUGCCUGUAAAAGGACCAAUUCAUUAUCAGUCUUCAUGGUUAAGACUUGUGAGAAAGGAGGAGGAUUUUUCAAAUUUACUUUUACACAAUGUUUGCUUCAACCUAUAACCCACCCUGUGUGGGAUCAAAAGGCUUGGUUAUGAUUAUUGUUGUUGUGUUUGCUACAAUCUGUUGUCAUGGAUGUUUGAUUUAUACCAUAAAGGAGACUACUCUAGUCAUUGACAGUCUCUUGGUUUAAGACUUGAUGUAAUGCAGUCUUCAUAAUCUCCAAUUUUAAUGUGUGGAACUUGAUGUCAUCAUCUGGCUUUCGCAAAUGUUAAAACAAUUUUGGUUGUGCAAAACGACGAUUGGCCACUGUUGUUACUAUCAUUAUCAUCCAAAUAUUGUGUGAAUAAUGAAUACCAUGGCAUCGUCAAAUUGUACAUGUAAACGUGAAUGGUGAAUAAAAGUACAGGUUACGGAAAUUUUCCACCAAAAUACUCUGCACCAUCAAAUUAACACGAAAUCGGAUUUAAUUUCUCGAAACUCAUAGUAUCUU